Messenger RNA from Pelecanus crispus (Dalmatian pelican), 714 nucleotides. The record is from RefSeq and is a predicted model, not a curated record. Lineage: Eukaryota; Metazoa; Chordata; Aves; Pelecaniformes; Pelecanidae.
AUGGGCCCAUCUUUGGGGAACUCAACAUUCCAGUCCAAAAUAACAGAAUCAGCUGAUAUUGUUGUUGGAAUAUGUUAUAUAGUAUUUGGAAUAUGUUCCUUGUGUGGGAACAGUAUUCUCCUAUAUGUCUCCUAUAAGAAAAAGAAUUUGUUGAAACCAGCAGAAUACUUCAUUAUUAACCUUGCCAUCAGUGACCUUGGUAUGACUCUGACAUUGUACCCUCUAGCUGUAACCUCCAGCCUUUCACACAGGUGGCUGUAUGGGAAACAGAUUUGCUUGUUCUAUGCAUUUUGUGGGGUGCUGUUUGGGAUCUGCAGUCUCUCAACGCUGACAUUACUGAGCAUGGUGUGCUGCCUCAAAAUUUGUUUUCCAGCUUACGGGAACAGGUUCAGGAGAGAACAUGGACAAAUCUUGAUAGCCUGUGCUUGGACUUAUGCAGCAAUUUUUGCCUGUUCUCCCCUAGCUCACUGGGGAGAGUAUGGAGCGGAGCCCUAUGGCACAGCCUGCUGCAUUGACUGGCGUUCCACCAACGUAAAUGCCGUGGCCAUGUCUUACACCGUAGUCCUCUUCAUUUUCUGUUUUAUGCUCCCUUGCGGAGUAAUUGUUACUUCCUACUCUCUUAUUCUGGUAACUGUGAAAGAAUCCAGGAAAGCAGUGAAACAGCAUGUCUCCGGCCCCGCAAGGAUGAGCAACGCGCAAACCAUUACUGUCAAG